AUGCCCGCCGCCCUCUCGCCGCUCCGCUACAUCCAGCUGGCUCGCUGCGUGAUCCAGUGGUGGGUCGACACCGCUCCCAUGCUUGCCGCACGCCGCAAGGCAGCACAGGAGCGCGCAGCGAGGCUCGUCUACGCCCCGCGCCUUCGUGCCCUCGCCGCUCCGAGCGUUGCGCAGAUGAUGCUCCCCGAGGAGCAGUACCAGAAGGUCGCAGCAGCGACGGCGGCUCAAGACAGGCCUGCGUCGGCCGCCGCCAUCACGUCCGCACUCGCCUCGCCAUACCUCUCCACCCCAGACAUUAGCCUGCCGCCAUCCAACCUCCCGCUGUCACUUCCCCCGCGCCCUCGUCCCGACGAGGGCCACGACGAGAUCUACCGUCUCAUGAACGACCCGCGCGCGUUCCUCCCCGGAGCCAUGCAGGCGCCCAAGGAGAUUGUCGUUCUCUGCCACGGUCUCUACGGCUUCUCCACCGCCACUCCGAUCCCGCUGUUCCCGUCGCUCAAGCUGCACUACUGGGCAUCCGUCCUCGAGGUGCUGCGCCGCAUGGGUGCAAAGGUCGUCGUCGUCGGCGUCAAAGGCACCGGCUCCAUCCAGGAGCGCGCCGACCAGAUGCACAAGUUCCUCAAAGACUACCUUCCCAAGGGAGUCGGCGUCAACUUUGUGGCACACAGCAUGGGUGGCCUCGACUGCCGUCACUUGAUCUCCAACAUUCGCCCGACAGAGUACACGCCGCUGUCGCUCACGACCAUUGCCACCCCGCACCGCGGGUCGCCAUUCAUGGACUGGUGUGCGGCCAACAUUGGCGUGGGAGCCACAUUGAAGUCUGAUGGCGCCGACCUGGCGAGCGUGUCGCCCGAACUUCCGUUCUCGCUCAAAUCACCCAUCCUCGCCCGUCUGGACCCCCGCACCGCCAACUCGCAAAAGGAGCAAGACGCCAUCUCUUCGUUCACAUCGGCCCUCACAAACUACCUCCUCAGCAUCUUUGACACGCCCGCAUACAACUGUCUCCGCACGUCGUAUCUCCGGGACGAGUUCAACCCGGCGACCCCAGACGACCCCAACGUGAAAUACAUGUCUGUCGCAGGACGUGUCUCGAAAAUGUCUGUCCUCCACCCCUUGUGGUUCCCCAAGCUGGUGCUCGACUCGGCCGCCGAGCGCGGAUACCCUGCACUGGAGACCCCGUCCGGAGACAUGUACCAGGGCAACGACGGCCUCGUGUCCGUCGCGUCGUCCAAGUGGGGCGAGUUUAUGGGUGUCGUCGACGGCUGCCACCACUGGGACCUGCGCGGCGAGGGCGGUCUGUGGCCGCAAGCCGCCGCGAUGCGCGCCGCGAGCACGGGCCGGCCAGACGCGGCCAUGCCCGGCGGGUGGAACUGGGAGUCCGAGGUCGGCCUCGAGACGGGCGGCGCGGGCGGCAUGUCGGACCCGCAGCUCCAGCAGGUCCAGCACGACAAAGACCUCGCCACGGCCCGCGCCAUGGCCCCCGUGCCCGGAACAGGCAAGCGCGAGUCGUCGUGGGACCUGGCCACUGUCGGCGCGCUUGUCGACUGGGUCGGCGACCUGUUCCCAGGAGACAAGAAGGAGCAAGAGCCCACACACCAGUACCGCGACGCCAAGCGCGAAAUGGCAGCGACGAGCACGGGGACGAGCACGAGCAAGAGCUCCUCCACCGACGCCGCCGCCCCGCGCCCCGCAGUCAAGAUUGUCCGCGAAAAGUUUGACCUGGCGAGGUUUUACGGCGGACUGAUGCUGCGGCUGCGUGAAGACGGCCUCUGA
Molecule: messenger RNA, 1773 nt
Organism: Apiotrichum porosum
Lineage: Eukaryota; Fungi; Basidiomycota; Tremellomycetes; Trichosporonales; Trichosporonaceae
Exons: 3
Coding region: 1-1773 (590 amino acids)
Molecular function (GO): triacylglycerol lipase activity
Source: RefSeq, a predicted model, not a curated record